Acipenser ruthenus (sterlet) is the source of this 1695-nucleotide messenger RNA. RefSeq lists its product as uncharacterized. The coding region runs from base 513 to 1190 and encodes 225 amino acids. The transcript has 2 exons. The record is from RefSeq and is a predicted model, not a curated record. NCBI's taxonomy places the organism in Eukaryota, Metazoa, Chordata, Actinopteri, Acipenseriformes, Acipenseridae.
UGGAAUGCUAAGAAACAUUAAUUGUUAUUUAAUUAAUAUGAAUUUUGAAUCAUCUUUACGUGGGAAUGUGUAACGCUAUAUUUUUCAGAGCCCCGCUACUUACUCUUUUAAACCAGUAUUUCAAAACCAGAUAACUCGAUGUACAGAACGUGAACUCACAGCUUCAGUUUAAUCAGGCCAAAGCUUAUUGAUUUCACCGUGUAACAAUUUUUUUUUUUUUGGUUCCUGGGUAGUAAGUGUUAUUUCCUAAUUGCUUAUGCCUCAAAAGUAUAGAAAAUAGCUAUUAUUCCCCACAAACUUUGCUUUUGUGACCAGGACAGUGAUAUUUUGAAAUUUACCUAUUUUCCAGAACAUUCCAGAUAGAUUCAGUGCUGAGUAAACUUGGAGUAACUUCUAGAACUUUCUAGAACUUUCCAGUAAUAUAAAUAGUAGUAUAAAUACAGGGGCCUUUAGCCCACCAGUUCAGUUUAGUUCCAGCUGCCUAAGUGGAUACAUAUCUGCAUUUUUCUGAGAUGGCAUCAAGAGGCUGCAAGCAUCCGGCAGACGCAUUUUGCUAUGUCUGUGGCCAAUUUAUCAAGACAAGAGCGAAAAAGUACUCCGUGGAAGCAUCUGCUAAGAUGUGUGAGGCCUACAAGGCAUAUUUCGGCAUGCCUGUCGGGGAUCAAGACAAACCCUGGGCACCUCAUUUCACCUGCGAGCACUGCAAAAAAACUCUGGAAGGAUGGUACAAAGGGGAAAAGAGAGCCAUGAAGUUCGCUAUCCCAAGAAUUUGGCGGGAACCCACUGACCACUCAAGCAACUGCUACUUCUGCAUGGUGGACUCUUCCAAACGGACCGAGUUCUCUGUGGGGAGGAACAACGUGGUGCUGAUGCCACCACUGCACAUCAAAUUGGGCCUUAUGAAACAAUUUGUCAGAGCUCUAGAUAAGGAGUCGGCAGCCUUCAAGUACCUUCAAGACUUCUUCCCUAAGCUGUCUGAGGCAAAGGUCAAAGCCGGUGUCUUCGUCGGACCACAGAUAAAGAAGAUCCUGGAGUGCAAUGAAUUCCCCAAGAAGCUCACUAGUAAGGAGAAAGCGGCUUGGAACAGCUUUGUCGCAGUGGUUCGGGGCUUCCUGGGCAAUCACAAGGCCGAAAACUAUGUGGAGCUGGUUGAGACUCUGGUGAAGAACUACGGGUACAAUGGGCUGUAGGAUGUCCCUCAAAGUCCAUAUCCUUGAUCCUCAUCUUGAUAAAUUCAAGGAGAACAUGGGAGCAUACUCGGAGGAGCAAGGCGAGCGCUUCCACCAGGAUAUACUGGACUUUGAACGCCGCUGCCAAGGACAGUAUAACGAGAACAUGAUGGGAGACUACAUUUGGGGGCUGAUUCGUGAAAGUGAUUUACAGUAUAAUCGUAAAUCUCGAAAAACUACUCACUUCUAAAUCUUUUGUAGUCAUUUUUGUAUUACUUUAGUAUAAAUACAUGUUAAUUUGGAUUCAUAUGUUGUUUUUUUCUGACUUUAUGUGAUUGAAAAGACAUAAAUUCACCCGUUUUCUCAUUGGAAAUAGGUAAAUUUCAAAAUAUCACUGUCCUGGUCACAAAAGCAAAGUUUGUGGGGAAUAAUAGCCAUUUUCUAUACUUUUGAGGCAUAAGCAAUUAGGAAAUAACACUUACUACCCAGGAACAAAAAUUGUGUUACAUAGUGUUUUCAUCCUUUU